Molecule: messenger RNA, 3995 nt
Organism: Carassius carassius (crucian carp)
Lineage: Eukaryota; Metazoa; Chordata; Actinopteri; Cypriniformes; Cyprinidae
Product: NT-3 growth factor receptor-like
Exons: 17
Coding region: 322-2778 (818 amino acids)
Biological process (GO): cell surface receptor protein tyrosine kinase signaling pathway; multicellular organism development; cellular response to nerve growth factor stimulus
Cellular component (GO): signaling receptor complex; plasma membrane; axon
Molecular function (GO): transmembrane receptor protein tyrosine kinase activity; neurotrophin binding; neurotrophin receptor activity
Source: RefSeq, a predicted model, not a curated record
AGACUGCGCUCUGACUCUUAGUCUUCAAACCGGAGCUCCAACAACCUGGAACUGUGCGACAAACAGCACUGAGGAGACGGGGAAGCUUGUACCAUGCAGCCCGGAGAGGAGGACAGCCUGGGACCGUUGAUUUUUGAGCCCUUUCUACAUUGACGGAGUAUUUCCCCCCUCUUUUCUUGGGGACAUUACUGCGAUCUAAUUGAUCUGACAUACCUUCACUCUCAUCCACGCACCCGCGCGCGCUCUCGUAUCACCGUACGGAUACCCGUUGCCGUUGAACAUUAGUGAGGAGCUAAAACAUUGAGGGAAGCACCUGGCAACAUGGAUUUAUUCUCCAUCCCACCCCGCGUUUGCUGGUGGAGGAUCCUGUUUCUCCUCAGCAUCUUCCAAGAUUAUAUGAGCUCCAUGCUGGACUGCCCACCGACCUGCCGUUGUUCUGCUACAAACAUCUUUUGCAAUGAGUCUUACCAAGGGAAUUUCUUUCCCCUCCUGGCACCGCAGGACACCUCGAGCGAUGGGAAUACCACUAACAGCCUCCCGGACCUGUUUGAGAACAUCUCCUCCAUACACAUUGAGAACUGGUCGGGCUUGCAGACUUUGAGGGACGUUGACAUGGAGUUGUACACUGGGCUUCAGAGACUGAACAUUGUGAACUGCAACUUACGUACGAUUCAGUCACGAGCCUUCGCCAAGAACCCCCACCUGCACUACAUAAACUUGUCUGGGAACCCUCUGACAACUCUCUCAUGGCAACUCUUUCAGAAUCUCCAACUUUUCGAGCUGAAACUGGAAAGAGUGGUGUUUAACUGCAGCUGCAAUAUCCGUUGGAUCCAGCUGUGGCAGCAGCGAGGCGAAGCCGGACUCCAUAACCAGCAGCUGUUCUGCAACGGAGUCUCCAAGAUCCCUCUACAGUUCAUGAACAUCUCAAACUGUGAUUUGCCGGAAAUCAGUGUAAGUCACAGUAACCUGACGGUGAUAGAGGGUGACAGGGUCACAAUCACCUGUAAUGGGUCAGGAGUGCCAGUACCGGAAGUGGACUGGACUGUUGGCGGACUUCACUCCAUUAACACACACCAAUCCAAUCAAUAUCCACCGAAUGUCCACUCCAUCAACUUAACUCUGGUCAACGUCAGCAGAGAUGAUAACAGCUUCAUGCUGACCUGCAUUGCAGAGAAUGUAGUUGGGAUGACUAAUGCCUCAAUACAGCUUUCAGUACAGUUCCCCCCUGUUAUCAUUAAGUUUGAGGAGCCGCAGAAGUGGCACGACACGUGUAUGAUCUUCACGGUGCGUGCAAACCCUCUGCCCACCCUACGCUGGUACUAUAAGGGUGAGGAGAUCAAGCCGACUGAUUACGUCCAUCCAGAGAUGGAUGAAUACCAGGACAAUCUAGAGGGAUGCCUCAUGUUCAAAAACCCCACACACCACAACAAUGGCAAUUACACGUUGGAGGCCAGCAACUUCCUGGGCGUGGCCGUCAAAACUGUGUACGCCCACUUCCUACAGCCACCUUUUGAUGACUACCCAGAUUAUGUGAGUCCGACUCCGACAGCUAUUCCAACCAUGACACAUCGGCCUGAAGAGGACACGUUUGGAGUGUCGAUUGCAGUUGGCUUGGCUGGCUUCGCAUGCGUUCUCCUUGUCGUUAUGUUUGUGCUAAUCAACAAAUAUGGCAGACGUUCAAAGUUUGGCAUGAAAGGACCCGUGGCUGUGAUCAGUGGUGAAGAAGACUCCGCCAGCCCCCUCCAUCACGUCAAUCACGGCAUCAUAACCCCAUGUACCCUAGAUGCCGGGCCAGACGCUGUGGUAAUCGGUAUGACUCGUAUCCCAGUGAUCGAAAACCCACAGUAUUUCCGGCAUGGGCACAACUGCAACAAGCCUGCAACUUAUGUACAGCACAUUAAGCGCAGAGACAUCGUGCUCAAGAGGGAACUGGGCGAAGGAGCCUUUGGGAAGGUGUUCCUGGCAGAGUGCUACAACCUAAGCCCCUCUAAGGACAAGAUGCUCGUGGCUGUCAAGACCCUGAAGGAUCCCACCCUUGCGGCGAGGAAAGACUUCCAGCGGGAGGCCGAGCUCCUGACCAACCUUCAGCACGAUCACAUAGUGAAGUUCUACGGCGUCUGUGUAGAUGGAGAUCCGCUUAUCAUGGUCUUUGAGUACAUGAAACACGGAGACCUCAACAAGUUCCUCAGAGCUCAUGGUCCAGAUGCAAUGAUCCUGGUUGACGGACAGCCGCUGCAGAACAAUGGGGAACUGGGUUUAUCUCAGAUGCUGCACAUAGCCAGUCAGAUCGCAUCAGGGAUGGUCUACCUGGGGUCUCAGCACUUUGUGCAUCGUGACCUGGCCACACGCAACUGCCUGGUGGGCAACGGGCUGCUGGUGAAAAUCGGAGACUUUGGAAUGUCAAGAGACAUCUACAGCACUGACUACUACCGGGUGGGAGGACACACAAUGCUGCCCAUUCGCUGGAUGCCACCAGAAAGCAUCAUGUACAGGAAGUUCACGACGGAGAGUGAUGUGUGGAGCUUCGGCGUCAUCCUCUGGGAGAUCUUCACCUACGGCAAGCAACCAUGGUUUCAGCUGGCAAAUAAUGAGGUAAUCGAAUGCAUCACACAAGGACGUGUGCUGGAGAGGCCACGGGUUUGUCCCAAGGAAGUGUACGACAUAAUGCUGGGAUGCUGGCAGAGGGAACCACAGCAGAGGUUGAACAUCAAAGACAUCCAGAAAAUUCUUUAUGCCUUGGGCAAAGCCACACCUGUCUACCUGGAUAUCCUGGGGUAGUGUUUGUUGGGAAUAUGUGUGGAUGUCUGCGUCUAUCCAUCAGAGGAACGAACAUCCUGGGAUUUACCCAAAACAACACUGUCAGACACCUACAACAUGGGGAUGGACUUAAGUGCCUGCUACUCCUUUCGAUACACUGGAUAACAGUCUUUAAAAAGCACUUUUACAUUUUGUUUACCUGCAUAUAAAGAUGUACAGUUCUACUGCAAGAAGAGGAGUCUCCUUUUUCUAUUUCUUUAGUUUUUUCUUUUCGUUUUGGUAAGAACAGCCUACUUUUAAACUCUAAAAAAGGAAUAAUGGAAAAUUCUCCCUAAAGUAUUAAUAAAAUCUUUUUUUUUCCAUUUCCUGACUGCUUGACAACUCUCCCAGUGGUUACUUGUUUUUCAUUUUAUAAAUAUAUAUAUUUUUAAUUUAUUUUUCUUUCUCCAAGUGUGGAUGUAUGCCAUGUUUCUUGCUAAGGGUAUAUCGCCUUUUGGAUAUGACUGCUCACCGUUGCCGUGUCUGAUGAUUGGCAAGGACUUUUUUCAUAAAAAGCCUUACUGCGCUGUGAUUGGCCGGAUCUUCUCUUUGUUGCUACAGGGAGUAUCCAACAGGGCUUUUAAAUAUUCUGAGGAGCUUUUUAGUAAAUAGAUGAACUUGAAGGAACCACCAAUCAAUACAAAGGAGUUUAUUUAAAAAAAAAAAAAAGAAAGAAAAAAAAAAGAAUGUAUAUAAUGUAAAUUUCCGUGUCACAAGCGACAGUAUGUUAACUUAUUUCAUUUCCUAAUUAGAUGAUUUUAGUUCCUUGGUGUGCUGUUACGGUGAGUGAAUUCUAUAAAUAUUUUGAUAAUAUUUUUUUUUUCACAUGUCCAUAGAAUGUAUGCUGAUAUUUCUAAAUGAGCUUCUUUUUUUUUCAUCCCCCCCUUUUUGGAUACAACCAAGAGCUAGAGAACGGUCAGCGUUUUGAUGGUGGAACACACCAUAAUGGGAAAAUCAUGAGACGUAGCCUCGCUCCUUGUAUUCCAGAGACCAUUUGCUUUUUAAAUGAAUGUAACAGGAAAGGUAGAUGUAUUUCCCAAAGCAAGCUCAUGCCCAGAAAAUAUUAAUAGGCCUAUUCCAUUCAUUAACCCUCAUUGCAUUUAUGAUUUGUGAUUAUGCUUUUUGCAAACAUAUUAUAUUGUCCUUUCCUUUACUUUGAGUAAUAAAAGAGAGAUGGUUAAGCUAUCUGGAAGAACUAG